Molecule: messenger RNA, 3814 nt
Organism: Danio rerio (zebrafish)
Lineage: Eukaryota; Metazoa; Chordata; Actinopteri; Cypriniformes; Danionidae
Gene: cnksr1
Product: connector enhancer of kinase suppressor of Ras 1
Source: RefSeq, marked provisional
CUGAGAGAGCAGCUUUACCUGAAGAAGGUGUGCCAGGCGGACAGCAGGAUGAACUUUUCUUUACUCUGAUCCACUUCAGGGAUUUCAAUUCAUGCUCCUAAGAUCAUGGAGCCCGUAGCGUCAUGGAGUACAGAGAGAGUCACCGAGUGGCUCAAAGGUCUGGAUGCUCCUCUACAGCAGUACCCAUUCUCUGAAUGGCAGCUCUCCGGCUCAGAUCUGCUCCAGCUUUCUUCCUCCAGGCUGGAGAAUAUUGGAGUUCACAAAAUUGGACAUCAAGAGCUUAUAUUGGAGGCUGUGGAAAAACUCUGUGCUUUGACCUACAGUGUUGGGGGUGACAGUCUGCGAAGUUUGACGGAGAAGCUUCGUGCAGUGGCACAUACUCUGCAGAUGAGCAUACAGGGUCGCUGGCGUGUCAAUAGCAAUGAUGCUCAGAGCGCCACCAAUCUGCCACAACAGGUACUGCAGGCGGUGGUGGACGUCAUUAUAGCAUCCAAUGGACUUGUGUCUGUGCUCAACAGGUAUCAGUUUGAACAGCAGACUGGAUACACAGCAAAUGUGAAAGUCGCCGCUCUGUGCAAAGAUCUGGACACCAAUGUGCAUAAAGAAACCGCUGUGUUUGAAAAGGAGAAGGACAUCAUAUCCAUAUGUCGUCAGCUGGUAGCAGUGUGUGAUGAGAUUUUGACUGUCAGUCCAUUGCCUCUUCUUACACACACCACACAGCUGGAGAGUGUCGACCUGGUCCCAGCCUCACCAGGAGAUCAAGUGGGAAUUGAGAUCACCACCACAGGAUCCAGAAAUCAUUUUGUCACUGGAAUACCAACUGAGUUUCCAGCAGAGAUCUGCGAGAAGAUUUUAGAGGGGGAUGAAGUCAUUCAGGUCAACGGACAGAUAGUGGUUGGCUGGAGCAGAAAAAACCUUGUUAAAAAACUAGAAGAGAAUCCAGAUGGAGUCACUCUGGUUGUGAGGAGGCUUCCGGGAUUCCUGAAACGCAAGGAGAGCCGAGCCAAGUCUGAGAGAGAGGAGCCUGAGGAGGGAGAGGAGGAGAAAAGCAGACACUCUCUUUUGGGGAGGGUGGCAGCUUCCGUCCGCUCUCUAUCCUUCAGAUCAGCAACAGACAGCACACAUCAUUUCAGGCGGGAGAAAUCGGCUCUCGCUAAUGAUCAAAGCUCCAAUGAAUAUCAGUCAGGCACCCUAAAACGGCUUCAGCCAGGAACAGACUCUCCGCGUGCGAGUCGAAACAGUUUGGAAGUAAAAAUAUCUGCAGAAAGAAGUCCAUCCCCCCAGGAGCUGAACCGCUCCAGCACCAGCUCCUGUCCUGAUAUGGCAGGACUAAGAGAGGAAAAGGAGAAUAAGAAGAGCUCUACUAAAGGAAUGCGGACAGCGAUGAGCCGCAGGAGGGUGUCCUGUCGUGAACUCGGUCGUCCUGACUGUGACGGAUGGCUCUGGAAGAAGAGAAAAGAAGCAGGCGUCUUCAUGACUCAGAAAUGGCAGAGAUUUUGGUUCGUCCUGAAAGGUCCAACGCUGUAUUGGUAUAACAGCCAACAGGAGGAGAAGGCGGAGGGCUUAAUCAAGAUCGGCAGCUACAAUAUUGAGAGCGCAGGAGAGCACAAGAGGAAGUAUGUAUUUAAAAUGUGCCACCCGCGCUUCCAGAAUUUUUUCUUCGCUGCUGAUAACGUCACCGACAUGAGCAAAUGGAUAAAUUGCUUAAUCACAGCAAUUCAGAAACACAAGAAAUAUGCCCAGAGUCAGCCAGACAGUGAAGAAGACUGUUACAGUGAAACUGAGUCUGAGGAGGAAUCAUCACGCUCACCACUUCCUCAUCGGAAGAAACUUUAUACGAAAACUCAAACUCAAUCAAACACACUUCCUCGAACGAAAGUAAAGCAGAACAGGAUGUCAGAGCCGAUAACCAUUUCACAAGCAACGGGCAGUAAAAUUGCAGGAAAUGUAGAUGAGAUGGACGAAAUGUUCAACAGUAUAAAGAAAGGAGGAGUGACUCUGAUUGGACAGAAGCAGCCGAUGACUCACGACCAGCUCCGUAAAUCCUUCAUCAAACGCAACAAAAACCCGGUUAUCAAUGAGAAGAUCCACACACUCCGUGCCCUGCAGAGCACAUUGAAGGCAAAGGAGGCGGAGCUUCAUCUGAUCAACAGGAUCCUGGAGGAUUCCGAGUUCACACCGCAGAAGUAUCGUCAGUGGAAGCAGUUCAAUGAAGAGCUGCUGCAGGACAUCGAGAAACUGCACAAACUGAAAGACUCCCCCAGCACAGACACAGCGAACAAGGUGAGCGACGAGGCGAGAGCACUGAGUCUGAGUGAUGGAGAACAGCUGGUGGACGCAGAUGCUCCCGAUGAUGGAGACUCAACUCCUACAAAUGCACAGGUGCCCAUGCAAACGCAGAGCACAGACACAGACGAAACAUCUAUAGACAGCUACUUUUACAUAUGACACGUCUACAGAACUUGCGACAAUUAAAUGGGAACGUUUUCCUCCUGUGCUAUGGGGAAACGUAACUAAAACAGAACGUGCAACACUGGGAUAUGCGGACCUGAAUUGCAUAGUAAGAUCUCUCUUCUGGAGUUACUUUACACAUCUGCAAAUGAACAAAUCUACUUUAGGCACUUGCUAAGAACAUUGAUUAUGCUGAUGUAUGUAGUUUUAAAUAAUAUUUUAGAUGAAUUAUAUUGACAUGAUACAUGUUUGUUUUUACUUCAGGUGUGUAUGAGAGAUUUGCAUAAUUAGGAUUAUGCCUUCGGUAUGUUCUGAUAUGAUAGACAACAAGAAAGUAUUCCUUUUAUACAUAUAUUCUAUUACUUUUAUAUCAGUGGGCUCAAUUUACAGCUGGUAUUAAAAGAUGCAUUUUUGUGUAUUGGAUCACAAGUAGACGACUCUGAAUAUAAGUGCAAAUGGGGACUGAAGCAUUUUGAGCUUGUCAACUGUUGAGCACUUCUGGAAGAUGUUGAAAACUGGAGUGCGUUCAUGUGUUCAAUCCUAUCAAAAGGGCUCCUAUUUUAUCCCUUUUUCAAGAUUUAAGAGAAGUCUUUUGUAUCUCCAGAAUGUGUCUGUAAAGGUACAGCUCAAAACACCCAUGAGAUUAUUUAUUAGACCUUUCAGAAUGCUGGAUUUUCUGCUCUGAACACAAUGUAGCUGUUUUUGUUUCCCGUGCCUUUAAUGCUGGUUCUCCCCACCCACCGUUCCCACAUGCCUGUCAGAGUGUGCCUCAAUCUCCGCCUCGGCUGUGUCAGAUAAACAGCACAAUGAUAGACAGGAAGGAAGCAGAUCUCACGUAACGUUUGUGAGAAAUACUACAGUAAGAACUUUCCCAAUGAUUAUUCGAUGUAUUUGUUGUGGAGAUAAUUAGUUGACGAGAACAAUGAAUCACACACAAUGUCGUUACAAAGUUUACACACGCACACACAACGCACACGUUUAACUUUGCAUUGUUUUUGCACGCAAAUGUGACAGGAUACACUUUAAUAUCCACUGCUGUAUGUAUAUCCGUUAUGUUAAUGUACAAAAUAAACCUGAUUUAACAUCGACAAUCCAGAUUGAAGCGUCUUCUUUUAUAAUUAUACUGACAUGCGGCUGUGCUGAUAAAGUAAAGACUUUUUUUAAACAAAGUAAAGAAAUUGCAAACAUGCACUGUGUUAAAAACGUUUUAAACAUAUAAAACUCAUUCUUGAUCACAUUUGAAGAUGAUUUUUUGAUCCAAGUUGCGUUGCGCACACUCCUACAUCAAGUUGCGGUGGGCCUCAAAAUGGGAGGGAUUUGGAUCCUAUUUUAAAGUCCAAAAAUGUGAAAAAAAAAAAAAAAA